AGAACAUGCGUAUUCCUGUAGUAGGGGCUGGAGCCUCAUUCCGCGGGGUCUCUGGUCGGUACCGUUCGUCUGUUGGUACCUUUACCGAAUCUUGAUAGCUUUGAGUAACGUCUUCCUAAGAUCUACUCGCUUGGCAUGGCUCGGUCAACCCUAAAUAAAGCUCUACUAUGGGCUGUUGCUCUCACGGCACCCGUUACAGCUCAGAGCACUUGCGAUACCGUCGAAGAACGCACAAAUAUCACCGUGUUAAAGCCGUUGACCCUGGACUACAGUAACGAGCAAACCCAAUACUGGUCCACGUAUUCCGGUGAUCUCAAGCCGACAUGCAUUCUGGAGCCGGAAACAUCCGAAGAGGUUGCUGCGAUCGUAUCCGUCUUGCGCGGUAACAACGAGACCUUCGCUAUUAAGUCGGGCGGCCACAACCCAAACAACUACUUUGCUAGCGUCGCCGGAGGCCCCCUAAUCUCGACCAAGAAGCUCAACGAAAUCAUUUUUGACCCAGACUCCGAGACAGUAAGAGUUGGCCCUGGCAAUAGAUGGGAUGAGGUAGGAGAGCAACUCGAUGCUACCAACUAUACUGUCGUCGGCGGCCGAAUCGGAAAUGUGGGCGUGGGUGGCUACUUAUUAGGAGGUGGUUUGAGUUUUAUGAGCACCGAGUAUGGCUGGGCUGCUAACUCACUGCUCGAGGCUACGGUAGUGUUGGCGAACUCGUCGAUUGUCACCGUUAGCGAAACCAGUCACCCUGAAAUUUUGAUGGCUCUCAAAGGAGGUGGUAACAAUUUCGGUAUCGUAACUUCAUACCUGCUCAAAGCGUAUCCGCAGGGAGACGUAUGGGGUGGUAAUCUUGAGUUCACUGCGACGGCUGAAACCAGCGCCGCCAUUCUGAGCGCUGUCCGCAACUUUACGGAGAAUUACCCCGAUAAAAAAGCGGGUAUUAUCGUGACGGCGGAGCGGACACUGUCCACCAUUCUCGAUAUCUGGGUUAUGUUCCUGUACUAUAACGGUCCUGAGCCGCCGCCAGGUGUAUUCGACGAGUUCCUUGCUAUUGGUCCCGUUAUUAACUCUUGCAAAACGCAGAGGUAUUCCAAACUGCUUAGCGGCAACAAUUGGGCAGUUGUAAAAGGAAGCGUUUAUACCAUCGGAACCGAAACCAUGCCGCUGCCUAGCGCAGAGGACGGCCCUGAUAUUAUGGGCUCCAUCUACGAUCACUGGGUGAACGUUAGCGACACGGUCAAGUUCGUGCCAGGACUCAUCGCUAGCAUCGCCUUCCAGCCUCUGCCAAAGGGAAUAGCGACGUUAGCGAAGUCUAAAGGCGGAGACAUGUUGGAUUUAGAUGACGGAAUUAACCGAAUAAUCGUCGAGUUGGAUUAUAGCUUCCUUUUCAAGUCGGACUAUGAGAAGAUUGAUUCGACUAUGCGGGCUACGUAUGACGGCAUCGGAGAUAUCGUCAAGACAAACCAGGCGAGCGGCGCGCUUCCAUCGGACGUCUUCCUGCCGAUAUUUAUGAAUGACGGCUUUUAUCCUCAGGACUACUUCGGCAGGUUAAGGCCUGAGAAGCUUCAAUUAGCCCAGACAGUCCAAGCUAAUGUGGACCCCAACGGGUUGUGGAGGGACAGGACUGGCGGGUUCAAGAUACCCUCAGCAUGAUGGAAUUAAAAAUAUAAAGGGCUAUACACGAUUGAUACAAUAGCAUAAGCCAGCAAAUUAAGUAAUAUGAAUAUAAUUCCGUCAAUUAAGUUUGAGUUUGAA
Annulohypoxylon maeteangense is the source of this 1749-nucleotide messenger RNA. Its product is annotated as FAD binding domain-containing protein. The transcript has 2 exons. The record is from RefSeq and is a predicted model, not a curated record. Gene Ontology annotation, molecular function: FAD binding. Bases 136 to 1647 code for a protein of 503 amino acids. NCBI's taxonomy places the organism in Eukaryota, Fungi, Ascomycota, Sordariomycetes, Xylariales, Hypoxylaceae.